AUGUUACUCUCCAAAGACGAUACGCUGCAUUAUACCUACGACUCUGAACGUGUCCAGAUCGAAGCGUGGGGUCCCAAUGCCCUUCGUGUUCGUGCCACCAAGUUUCAUACUCUUCCGGCCGAAGACUGGGCUUUGACUGUCACACCUCCAAAGACCGAUGUAUCCAUUUUCAUGCGUGACGGACAUGCGUCCAUCAGCAAUGGCAACAUUUGUGCCACGAUUUCUUCACGCGGCAAGAUCAUCAUCAAGAAUGCCAAGGGCGAGCGAUUACUUGAAGAGUACCAGCGCAACCGUGCCGAUGUCGAGGAUCCCAAAUGCAGCGCCUUGAUGAUCGAGGCGCGGGAAUUCAAGCCCUUACUGGGCGGUGACUACCACUUGACCUACCGUUUGGAGUCUGUUGAUCGAAAUGAGAAAAUCUAUGGCAUGGGCCAGUAUCAGCAACCAUUUCUCGACCUCAAGGGACUCGACCUUGAAAUGGCUCAGCGCAAUUCCCAAGCGACCGUUCCUUUCAUGCUCUCGAACCUGGGAUACGGCAUGCUUUGGAACAACCCAGCCGUCGGCAGAGCUGUCUUGGGGAAGAACACGAUGAGCUUCGAGGCCUAUUCCACGAGGGUGCUUGAUUAUUGGAUUGUGGCUUGUGACACUCCCACCCAGAUCAUCGAAGCUUAUGCGGACGUCACGGGCAAAGUGCCAAUGAUGCCAGAGUACGGCCUAGGCUUCUGGCAAUGCAAGUUGAGAUAUCAGACGCAAGAAGAACUCCUGGAUGUUGCACGAGAGUACCGAAAACGGAAUUUGCCGCUUGAUGUCAUCGUGGUGGACUUCUUUCAUUGGCCAAAGCAAGGAGAAUGGAAGUUCGAUCCAACAUAUUGGAAAGACCCCGACGACAUGAUCAAGGAGCUUCAGUCGAUGAACAUUGAGCUCCUCGUUUCCAUCUGGCCCACAGUCGACAGGCGAUCCGAAAACUACGAGCUUAUGCUGGAAAACGGACUUCUUAUACGGCAAGACCGCGGACUGCGCAUCUCAAUGGACUUUCAGGGAGAGACCGUGCACGCUGACUUCACGAAUCCGGCGACGAGGGAAUUUGUCUGGAAAACAGUCAAGAAGAAUUACUACGACAAGGGCGUGAAGCUCUUCUGGCUCGACGAGGCAGAGCCGGAGUACAGUGCCUACGACUUUGACAUUUAUCGGUACCAUAGUGGAAGUGUAUUGAGCACGGGGAAUGCGUACCCGGUGGAAUAUGCCAAGGCGUUCUACGAAGGAAUGGUCAAGGACGGCAAACAAAAGGAUGUCUGCAAUCUCAUCCGUUGUGCCUGGGCUGGAAGUCAGAGAUUCGGGACGUUGCUGUGGAGUGGCGACAUUGCGAGCAGCUGGAAGAGCUUUCGAGACCAAUUUGCCGCGGGCUUGAAUGUUGGGAUUGCCGGUAUCCCAUGGUGGACUACGGACAUUGGCAAGCCGACCUCUGUGAACCCCUUUGCUCCCAUACACUGUACUGACUCCUCUCUCCAAGGUGGCUUUCAUGGAGGAAAUCCCAAGCACCCUGAAUUCCGUGAGCUCUGCACCCGAUGGUUCCAAUACGGCUGCUUCUGUCCCGUCUUCCGCCUCCACGGUGACCGGGAACCCAAACAGCCUCAACACGGCACGACCGGUGGCGCGACCUGCCUCUCCGGAGCGCCCAAUGAAAUCUGGUGCUACGGCGACGAGUGCUACCAGAUCAUGAAAAAGUACCUCUUCCUGCGCGAGAGACUCCGUCCAUAUAUCCGCGAACUCAUGGCCCAAGCUCACCACAAGGGCACGCCGGUGAUUCGGACCAUGUUUGUGGAGUUUCCGGACGAUAAGCACUGCUGGGAGGUAGAGGACCAGUACAUGUUUGGACACAAGUACCUGGUGGCGCCGGUCAUGUACCCCGGCAUGAGCAGGCGAGAGGUAUAUCUCCCAAAAGGGGCCAAGUGGAAGAGGUUUGACGACGGGGAGGUCCAGGGCCAUGAUGAAGAUGGGCAGAUUCUUGAGGGUGGAAGCACGGUGGAUGUCGAGUGUCCGUUGGCUGUGAUGCCUGUUCUUGAGAGGGCUUGA
Fonsecaea multimorphosa CBS 102226 is the source of this 2070-nucleotide messenger RNA. RefSeq lists its product as uncharacterized. Lineage: Eukaryota; Fungi; Ascomycota; Eurotiomycetes; Chaetothyriales; Herpotrichiellaceae. The transcript has 4 exons. Gene Ontology annotation, biological process: carbohydrate metabolic process. Gene Ontology annotation, molecular function: carbohydrate binding; hydrolase activity, hydrolyzing O-glycosyl compounds. The coding region runs from base 1 to 2070 and encodes 689 amino acids. The record is from RefSeq and is a predicted model, not a curated record.